Molecule: messenger RNA, 2313 nt
Organism: Penicillium taxi
Lineage: Eukaryota; Fungi; Ascomycota; Eurotiomycetes; Eurotiales; Aspergillaceae
Product: 1-phosphatidylinositol 4-kinase LSB6
Exons: 2
Coding region: 1-2313 (770 amino acids)
Biological process (GO): Golgi organization; endosome organization; phosphatidylinositol phosphate biosynthetic process
Cellular component (GO): trans-Golgi network; plasma membrane; lysosomal membrane
Molecular function (GO): 1-phosphatidylinositol 4-kinase activity
Source: RefSeq, a predicted model, not a curated record
AUGCCAAAAAAUCGCCCUGCCACGUCUGGCUACGCCCGUCUCGCUCAAGAGGAAGAAGAACGUGGCUACCUCCACGAUGACUCCGAAGACGAUGAACUGCAAGCUGCCUCCUCGACAGUGUCCACCUCCGCCCCUCGCUAUGCUCCCAUUUCUUCCCGAGCCCAGAUGCAGGCGUCCGGCCUCUCGACGCCUCCCGGCCAUCAACACAGACAAAGUGGCUAUCAUCGCCGACCCCGUCGAAAUUCUGGCGUGGAUAUAAAGGCAAUUAAUGCGCGUCUAGAACGGUGGGCGGAGGAGAUUGCCGCCAAGUUUAAGAUCAGCCGUGUCAAGGGCAAGACCUACGAGGAAGAGAAGUUGGAGAUUUACCACUCCGUUUUUCAGGCUCCUGACGGCGUUCGGCCGAUAUCUGCAGAGGCGCUCGAGUCGGACGAGUUCGAGGGCCGACAACGGAUAGCACGAGCAGAGUACGAGGAGAUCAUUGAGAGUGUUCGGCUAGCAAUUGAGAUGGGCGUGCACCCACGAAUGAUCGCGCAAGGCAGCUCGGGAAGCUACUUUGCACGAAACCCUGAAGGGAAGGUUGUGGGUGUCUUCAAACCCAAGGACGAAGAACCCUAUGCCUCGAGAAAUCCUAAAUGGACGAAAUGGCUACACCGAAAUUUGUUCCCAUGUUUCUUCGGCCGCGCAUGUCUCAUUCCUAAUCUUUCCUACGUUUCUGAAGCCGCUGCAUACGUUCUUGAUGCCCGACUCCGCACGAAUAUGGUCCCCUACACUGGUAUUGUUUAUCUAUCCUCAAAAUCUUUCUUCUAUGAUUUCUGGGACCGGCGCAAAGCGUGGAAAGGCAAUAAGACGCUGCCGCCCAAGGCAGGGAGCUUUCAAGUAUUCCUGAAGGGCUACAAGGAUGCCAAUAUUUUCUUACGAGAGCAUCCAUGGCCCGACCAGACCAACUCGGGAUUCCGUGCUGAGGAUGCCCCGAAGCGUAAGAAGCGGCCAUGGAACGAGGCAUGCCGCCCGUCGGGCGUGCAGUCUGACGAUGAAGACGACGACGAUCGUACUAACUUUCCCUCGCCAAACCCUCGCGAUGAAAGCCGUGAACGUCGUUUCAACUGGACAGAAAAUCUAAAACAGUCUUUCCGCGAAGAACUUGAGAAAUUGGUCAUUCUAGACUACAUUAUGCGCAAUACGGAUCGAGGAUUGGACAACUGGAUGGUCAAGAUCGACUGGGGUACUGAGCAAGUAUCUAUUGUGGCUGAACCUCCAACGCCCAAUGAGACUCCACAGCCUACACACGAUGAGGACGACCUCAUGCCUCCUCCUCGCCCGACCUCUGUAAAUUCAAACGGUAAUAAUACUUAUCACCCUUACAAGCGACGUGAAGCUAUGUUGGCAGUCAGUCGCACCGGCACUCCAUUAGCCUCUUCGGAACAGCAAGCAUCGGUCCAGAUUGGUGCAAUUGACAACAGUCUGUCAUGGCCUUGGAAACAUCCAGAUGCUUGGCGAAGUUUCCCAUUUGGAUGGUUGUUUCUACCCGUUUCCUUGAUUGGUCAACCUUUCUCUCAAAAGACUCGCGAUCAUUUCCUACCUCUGUUGACAUCGAAAGCUUGGUGGAGUGGCACACAGAUGGCCUUGCGCCAAGUGUUUUCCCAAGAUGAUGACUUCAAGGAGAGCAUGUUUGCCCGACAGAUCGCGGUCAUGAAAGGUCAGGCUUGGAACGUUGUUGAGACUUUGAAGCAUCUAGAUCACGGGCCCUUAGAAUUGACCCGACGGACUCGAGUAUGUGUAUGGGAUGAUUUGGUAGAUGUGCCAGUGGCCAUCCCAAUGCGUGCACCUUCCAUUGAUACCCAGAGACGUCACGCUAUGAAUUACCGCGAUGAGGAUGAAGAAAUGGACAUUGGUGCUUCCAAUUCUUCUAUGCCGACUCCAGAACAAGAGCACGAUCUUUUGGGUCUUGGAUCAAAUGAUCUCCCUAACCCCAAUCGAUUUGAGCUUUCGCGUGGCCGCUUUGAUGGCCAAGAUGACCCCAUCGGUAGCCCUGCAACAUUACCUGAAAGUGAGUUCUCUCGCCAGACUGUUGAUGGUGCAUAUGCCCGAUCAUUAGAUGGCUGGCCCGAUCGCCCUUCCCGGCCUAAGAAAAACCGCAAACAUGGCGGCUCUCUGUCAUACCGGCCCCCUCACGUCAACACUUUUGGUAGUGAUGAUCUGGAAGGUGACCUUGGAUAUGCUGCCGCUGAAGGUAUGGAAGGUAAUCAGCGAAAGGUAAUUGUGGAGCGCUUGGAGGCUGUAAAGAGCAAAAAUCCAGUCUUCACUUGGUGCUAA